UGGAGGUUUGAGGUGGGGGCGGCGGUACAUGGGAGGACACGGAGUAAAAGGUAUAAAUGCAGGGAUUGAUGGGUUAUUCUCGUCCAGUCUGGUCGCAGGAAGGCUUGUGUCAGCCACGAUGAUGAUUGGUCUGAUUGUUCUCGCACUCCUGGGUGCUGCAGCUGCAGCGCCUACGGACGACAGGAUUGUGGGUGGCUACGAGUGCACACACAACUCACAACCCUGGCAGGUGUCGAUCAAUAUCGGCUACCACUUCUGCGGCGGCUCCCUCAUCAAUGACCAGUGGAUCGUCUCCGCUGCCCACUGCUGGCAAAACCCCUAUUCUCUGAUGGUCAUCUUGGGUGACCACCACAUCUGGAUGCACGAGAACACGGAGCAGUACAUGUCAGUGGACGCCAUCUACUGGCAUGAGCUUUACGACUACCAGACCAUGGACUACGACAUCAUGCUGAUGAAGAUGGCGCACCCCGCCACUGUGAAUGACUGGGUCAGACCCGUCAAGCUGCCCACAGAGUGCGCCACACCUGGUGAAAUGUGCAUGGUGUCCGGAUGGGGAAACAUCUACUCUGAUUCAGUGUUCAACCCCUUCGAACUUCGGUGUGUGGAGGUCCCCAUCAUCUCAUCUGAGGACUGCAAUCGCUCCUACCCCGGCUUGAUCACCGACCGCAUGGUGUGCGCUGGAUACAAGGAGGGAGGCAAGGACGCCUGUCAGGGUGACUCCGGCGGUCCUCUGGUGUGCAACGGAGUCCUGCAGGGUAUUGUCUCUUGGGGCUAUGGUUGCGCUCAGCCAGACCAACCAGGCGUUUACACCAAAGUCUGCGCUCUGAUGCCUUGGAUUCAAGAUAUUCUUGCCAGAUACAGCUAGGCUGUGAUCUCCCAUCACAGCACUACAUGAGAGAGGGGAAACUGGAGAGAGAUUGAAGAUGAGAGGUGGUGGUGGUGGGUGGUGUCAGAAAGAAAUGCAGUGGGAGGGUGCCUGAGAGAAAGCCACAAGGAGAAACAGCGGAAAAGAGAGAGGAAAGGAGUUGUGAGAUGUUUCUAGUCAGGGCAGAAUCAAUAAAAUCAAACAAAUUUUGUGAUGCA
Messenger RNA from Acanthopagrus latus (yellowfin seabream), 1083 nucleotides. Its product is annotated as trypsin-2-like. The record is from RefSeq and is a predicted model, not a curated record. Bases 29 to 865 code for a protein of 278 amino acids. Gene Ontology annotation, molecular function: serine-type endopeptidase activity. The transcript is spliced from 5 exons. Lineage: Eukaryota; Metazoa; Chordata; Actinopteri; Spariformes; Sparidae. Gene Ontology annotation, biological process: proteolysis.